AUGCUACGGCGGAAUAUACGUCAGCGUCGGGAGUACCUGUACACCAAGAGCCUCGAGGGCCCCCAGCGGGCGCUCUUCGAGAAGAAGCGCCGCAUCCGGGCGGCGCUCGAGGAGGGCAAGCCCAUCCCCACCGAGCUCCGCAACGAGGAGCACGACCUGCGGAGGCAGAUCGACCUCGAGGAUCAGGAACGUCAAGUUCCGAAGAGCAUCGUUGACAACGAGUACGCUACCGCUAACAUUCGGGAGCCAAAGAUACUCUUGACCACGUCUCGCAAUCCCAGCGCGCCCCUAACCCAGUUUGUUAAGGAGCUCAAGGUUGUCUUCCCAAAUUCACAAAGAAUGAACCGUGGUGGGCAGGUCAUAUCAGAAAUUGUCGAAUCCUGCCGCUCACAUGAUAUAACAGAUCUUAUCCUGGUCCAUGAACACCGUGGUCAACCUGAUGGUUUGAUUGUCUCCCAUCUACCGCAUGGUCCAACUGCAUACUUUGGGUUGCUCAAUGUGGUGACACGUCAUGAUAUCAAGGACAGGAAGGCGAUGGGCAAAAUGUCAGAAGCUUACCCCCAUUUAAUACUGGACAACUUCUCAACCCAGAUUGGCGAAAGGACUGCAACUAUUCUCAAGCACCUCUUUCCUGUGCCAAAGCCAGAUUCAAAGCGAAUAAUUACUUUUGCUAACAGAGAUGACUACAUCUCUUUCAGGCAUCAUGUCUAUGAAAAACCGGGUGGCCCCAAAUCGAUCGACCUGAAGGAGGUCGGCCCCCGGUUUGAGUUGCGGCUGUACCAGAUCAAACUAGGAACCGUGGAACAAAAUGAAGCGCAAAGUGAGUUUGUGCUGCGGCCCUACAUCAAUACUGCCAAGAAGCAAAAGACACUUGGGGCGUGA
Messenger RNA from Miscanthus lutarioriparius, 882 nucleotides. The record is from the annotation of a GenBank genome assembly. Lineage: Eukaryota; Viridiplantae; Streptophyta; Magnoliopsida; Poales; Poaceae.